UUGACAGCGACUCCCCCAAAUCGCCUUAUGGUUGUGUAGACUUGAAGGGUUUUUCCAGCUCUGCGGGAUUUUUAUAACGGUACACGCAUUGAGAGACAAACAACCGGAGUAAGAAGGCAGUUUUCAUCGUGAGUACUCUACCACACUUGAGGAUACAAGGCUCUUCUAUCAAAUUAAAGACGCACAUCGUCCCCCGGUCCUGUGAUAAAGAUCUUCUUGCCGUCCUGUGACGGAUUUUUCCUCUCAGCUGUUGGGUGUAAGGAGGAGAGGAAGCAAAGAUGCCUAAGCCGAUCAAUGUCCGUGUGACCACCAUGGACGCAGAGUUGGAGUUUGCAAUCCAGCCAAAUACCACAGGAAAACAGCUUUUUGACCAGGUGGUGAAGACAGUGGGCCUGCGAGAGGUGUGGUUCUUUGGGUUACAGUAUGUGGACAGUAAAGGUUACAUCACAUGGCUGAAACUCAAUAAAAAGGUGACUCAGCAAGAUGUGAAGAAAGAGAGUCCUCUGCAGUUUAAGUUCAGAGCCAAGUUUUUCCCUGAAGACGUCUCAGAGGAACUAAUCCAAGAGAUCACCCAGAGACUCUUCUUCUUGCAGGUCAAAGAGGCCAUCCUGAAUGAUGAGAAUUACUGUCCUCCAGAAACAGCUGUGUUGCUGGCUUCAUACUCUGUCCAGGCAAAGUAUGGGGACUACAACAAAGAGGUGCACAAGGCUGGGUACCUUACUCAUGACAGACUGCUCCCUCAGAGAGUCCUGGAGCAACACAAGCUGACUAAGGAGCAAUGGGAGGACAGGAUACAGACCUGGCAUGAAGAGCACAAAGGAAUGCUCAGAGAGGACUCGAUGAUGGAGUAUCUUAAAAUCGCCCAGGACCUGGAGAUGUAUGGAGUCAACUACUUUGAGAUUAAAAACAAGAAGGGCACACAGCUGUGGCUGGGCGUGGAUGCUCUUGGACUCAACAUCUAUGAACACGAGGACAAGUUGACACCAAAGAUUGGCUUCCCCUGGAGCGAGAUUCGAAACAUCUCUUUCAACGACAAGAAGUUUGUCAUCAAACCCAUCGAUAAGAAAGCACCCGACUUUGUGUUUUACGCCCCGCGGCUGCGCAUCAACAAGCGCAUUUUGGCAUUGUGCAUGGGUAACCACGAGCUGUACAUGAGGAGGAGAAAGCCUGACACCAUCGAGGUGCAGCAGAUGAAAGCUCAAGCCCGGGAGGAGAAGCACCACAAACAGAUGGAGAGGGCCCAGCUGGAGAAUGAAAAGAAGAAGCGAGAGCAUGCAGAGAAAGAGAAGGAAAGGAUAGAGCGUGAGAAAGAAGAGCUCAUGGAGAGGCUGAAACAGAUUGAAGAGCAGACGAUGAAAGCUCAGAGAGAGCUCGAGGAACAGACUCGCCGCGCCAUGGAGCUCGAGCAAGAAAGGAAAAAAGCGAGGGAGGAGGCUGAGCGGCUGGAGCGAGAAAGACAAACGGCUGAGGAGGCCAAGGCAGAGCUGGCCAGACAGGCUGCAGACCAGCAGAAGACCCAAGAGCAACUGGCUUCUGAACUGGCUGAAUUUACAGCAAAGAUCUCUCUCUUAGAAGACGCCAAGAAGAAGAAGGAAGAUGAGGCCAUGGCGUGGCAGCACAAGGCUCUGUCAGCUCAGGAGGACCUGGAGAAGACCAAGGAGGAGCUGAAGACCGCAAUGACAGUGGUGCCAGCACCUCCAGGCGGGCAUGCUGAGAACGAGCACGACGAACACGAUGAGAACCAUGCAGAAGCCAGCGCCGAGCUCUCCAAUGAGGGCGUCAGCCAGGUAGAUCUACGAAGUGAAGAGGCUCGCGUCACCGAAGCACAGAAGAAUGAGAGGGUCAAGCAGCAGCUGCAGACAUUGAGCUCAGAGUUGGCCCAGGCCAGAGACGACACCAAGAAGACACAGAACGACCUGCUGCACGCCGAAAACGUGAAGGCGGGCCGAGACAAAUACAAAACGCUGCGCCAGAUCCGACAGGGCAACACGAAACAGCGCAUCGAUGAGUUUGAGUCUAUGUGAGAACAGCACCUCAGGGUUACCUGCUCCCCUUAACGGCUGCUCGAUUUUUCAUGGACAACAGAUGCUGCCGUCCUUGUAAUCCUAUCGAGUCUCCCACAACGUCCCCCAGGCUAUCUCGAGAAAUCAUCUUAUCCAAUUUUGCCAAAGUCCUGCUCCACUUCUCCACUCAAAGUUUGGAUUUCUCUCUGAUGUGGAGCUGCACACAUGCCACUCUGAACAAGCGAAUUCUCGUGUUGCAGAGAUCCUCUGUAAUGCUUGCAUGGAGGGGGGAAAUGUAACUACAAAACCAAAAUGGAAGCAAUUGGAUUUUUAUUUUGAGUCAGCAUGGCCAUAGAGAGCUUCUUUUGUUUUUUCUUGUUUUGCUUGAGAACUUGUAUGCAAAGCUUUAGUAUGAUUCCAUGUUUUCAGUUAAAGAUUUCCUGUCCUCUUCUUGAAGUUUUUAAGUUUCUUCCCUCUGCUUUUGUUUGACUCGUUUUAUUGAUGAUGCCCGUCUUUUUAGUUGUCUGCCGAACACAUCGAGGCCGGAGUUUAGGGGCAAAUUAGAUCACUGUUUUCAUUCAGCGUCAAAGCACUUCAAUGUUAACAUCAUAUCGCCCGCUAGAUAUGCUAACACUCUUAAGUUGUUAGGAAGCUAAUUUAACUCUACUUGCUCAAGUCAAACUAUAGUUUAAAUGUGACAUUUAUAGGUUUAUAUACAAGAAACGAUAACACUUCAGUAUUUUAAGAGCUUCAUUAUAGGCUGAAAUCAGUAAUAGCAGUUUUUUUGUAAGAAAAUGUUUCUGCGAAUAAAAUUGAAGUGACCCUCGCAGGUGAAAGAGCCACCCAACUUCUCACAUGGCAGGUUUUGACGAACGAAUGUAGCAAAGGUAACAAAGGGAAAGUUUGUUUUUUUUUUUUUCUCUCCUCUCUUUAAAUUCGCAGAAGUCAUAGGAUAUCAACUUGUGCCACUGAGCUCUUACCCUCAGGCUUAAAAGUAUUGUGAAGAUAAGCUAAUUGGUAGUGUAGCUGUUGCGUCCCAGUGUUUCAUUCCCGGUCACCAUAGAUGGUUUUCUCUGCCUACCAGUGCACAAAGGAACCCAGGGAACAAAAAAGAAAAGGACGGACAGAGGAACGGUACUGCAUCCGAGCCUUUUCUCUGUCUGUCUGGUGUGUGUGGUUGAGUGAGUGAGUGAGUGAGUGUGUUCAGGUAUGAAAGCUAAGGCCUGGUGCCUCUCUGGCUGGGGAGCUUACGAAAACAUCUGUCCCGGUUUGGGACAAAUCUCUACCUCAGUAAUAAUAGCAGUGGUGACUGACAGUCAAACACUCAGGAUGUUACCCCCCCCCCCAAAAAAAAUGAACAAAAAACAAAGUCAUGAUUUUACAUGGUUACUGUUGCAUUUUGGGGCUUUGCUCCCGGGCAGGCUACUUUUUUCUUUCUUUUUUUUUUUGUCAGUUACUUUCUGGCUGUAUUUUGGUUACGAUUGCUUGAAAAUAUUUAGGGUUCAUGUGAAAUCUGGUUUAAAGAGUUAUUUUUUUACAUAUCAAGCUAGUUUUACACAACAGUUUCUCCAGACCUUGCUCAAAUGUUGUGGUUCAUUUUUAUCACCUCCAUCCCCAAAAAGUCCCAAAAAAUGAGGAAGUUGAGUAACUAAAUGCUGCAGAAAGUUAGGUCAGUCCUAUGAAGCAUUUUGGGGUCUUCUUGGGAGCAGUGAGCUGCUCUCGAUGGCAGGCUUAUUUCCACAGAAGCACCUUGAACUCCAGAGCUUUUAAAAGGCUCUCAUGAUUUAAAAUGGGCAAAAAAAAAAAUGUUGUCUUCACUGUUAAUAUUAUGUCACGGAGACCGUUUCAGAGGUGCAGUGGAACAGUGGGGCUGAGAUGAGUUUAUUAGAAGCUCUUAAUGCAAACAGACCUCGCUAUUGUGACUGAUUGCAGUCAAGUGGAGAGUAGGCCAAAAUUUCCUCCCUGAAUCUUUAUAAAUUCAUACCUAAUAUGAGACAACAAAUGGACUCCACCUUUUGUGGUGUGGGAAAUAUGUUCCAGGGUGCAUUUUUGAAAUGAGUAAACCUGAAUUUUUCCACUUUUUUUUUUUUUUCUUUCUUUUUAUUAAUAUGAUGAAAAUGUUUAUAUUAUUUGUUAUUGCUAUACUUGACAGCUGGUGUAAGUUUAUUUUAUUUUUUUCAUGAGUUUAAAGGUAACACACUUGUAUGACACAAGACACUGAAGCCUGCCUUCUGUGUUUAACUUCAAUGUCCGUUGUUGGUAUUGUGUUUGCCGUAGCAGGUGAAAGAAAUGAUCCUGUGCUUCCAGCCCAUGUAUUUGUUAUGUGUUCAAAGACCGUAAAGCAGCAGCACUCAUCGCUGUAUUGGACAACUUCAUUGGAGGGGAAAACUCUUGUUGACACAUCCACGCCGCUGAACUCUCCACAUCCAGGCUGUAAGGCUUCAGUUUGUCUUCCCAGCAGCAGUUAUUGGCACGCCUGUCCCCUCCAAUGAAGCCAGUGUCUGUGAUGAUGCCUGCUCUGGCACCAGCUGUCACAUUUUGCUUUGCUUUUUUUUUUUCCUCUUCAUCCUUGUGUUCAUGUUAGUGCUCUUUAAGAUAGAAGGCACAAGUGGAUUUCAGCCCAUUUCAUUGGUUCAUAAAUAAAAGUUUUAAAUUUUCACCA
Archocentrus centrarchus (flier cichlid) is the source of this 4665-nucleotide messenger RNA. Its product is annotated as radixin-like. Gene Ontology annotation, cellular component: cytoskeleton. Lineage: Eukaryota; Metazoa; Chordata; Actinopteri; Cichliformes; Cichlidae. The record is from RefSeq and is a predicted model, not a curated record. The coding region runs from base 279 to 2024 and encodes 581 amino acids. The transcript is spliced from 15 exons. Gene Ontology annotation, molecular function: actin binding.